AUCUUCGCUUUUCUCAGGUCCCCUUCCCCCUCCCUCCUUCGACCCUUCGUCCCUCUUCCUUCCUUUCCUCGUCCUCGUCCUCAUCCUUGUCUUCCGCCACUUCCAGCACUUGUCGUUGCUAUCUUGCUUCUUGUCAGUCUGCGUGCCCCCCAGCAGACAAAAUUGCCCUCACCCCUCUCCUCUCGCUCUCCCAUCUCCCUCUUUCGUUUCAUCUCCUACCACAGCUCGGACCACCUCCCUCUCCGCUCCUCCACCAAGCAAUCCCGUGCGCUGUCUCUGGAUAGCUUUGCCACAUACUCGAUCAGACUGAAACAACAACAACAAACAUAACAAGCGACAAGAAGCAACAAUGCCUGCAUUACUGUGUUCGGGGGCCCUGACAGAAUCCACCAUGACAGGACCCAUCCUCAAAAAGCGACUACAAAUCCGCCAGCGGACCAGGGACAUCUUUGAAAUGCCCGAGCUAUGCGACUCUAUCGCUCAUCAUCUCGAUAAGCAGUCCCUCGCAGCCGUAGUCAGAGUCUCCACUCUGUGGCACUCGACUUGGAUCAGACAUCUCUGGAGAAGAGUCCGAGUCGAAGCAGGAACGACAAAGAGUUCUGACAUGGCCCAGGCCUUCCCCAGAUUGGGUCGCCACAUUCGGCAACUGGACUGGAUUGAUCUCUCGGACUCCACCAUCACAUCCAAUUCGAUUCUCAGAGAUGCAGACCUGUCCUCUCUGAAUCUCCACAGCCUACUGCUGGCGAAUUGGUCGAGUGAACUGAAUGCAACCACGCUGUCCCGCUUUGUCGAGUCAUCCACACACCGACUCUCGGCUCUGCAGCUCCAUAAUCUGACGACCAUUCGUGGUGAUCUUUUGAAGGUGGCGGGAUCGCUGAGAAACCUGCGACACUUUAGUCUGGUCAUGGCAGGAGAGGACUCUAGACACAACCACCAUCAUCAGCGAUCGAAUGGUUCAGUGUCUUCGCCCAAUAGCCCCACAGUCCUUAGCAGUCCCACGGACGGGGCGGAGUUGGCGGAGUUUACAAGUGCGGACUCGCUGCCAGCGCUCAUGGAUGCCUGUCCGAGACUGAAGACGAUCGAGCUCCUGGAUCUGCGCUCGCCUUCAACUGUUGAAACAACUACUUUAGAAGCCCAGGAUGCCACUGCAACGCCGACUGACUCGGACACUGUGUGCCCAUCGAUCGAACAUGUUGCCCUGAACUGGAUGCCAAUGCAGUAUUUGACCCUCAUCAACCUGCACGAGACCGCCAUCUCUGGAUCUACCCUCUCCACUCUCUUUGCACGAUCCCUCCAGCUCACAAAACUCAACCUCGGCCAGUCCUCCCCGCUCUACCUCACUGGACUCAAACUGGAUCCUCUUCUGUCCAUGACCGCCUUGACAACUCUCAUGUUCGCAGGAUGCCACUUUCUGGACGGACACGGCUUCAAAGAGAUCUUCAAGGCUUCGCCAAACCUUCUAUCGCUGGACAUUCCCAAGACAAACGUGGAUGAUGCUGCCCUCGGAGUUCUAGGCCAUCAAUGCAGCCGACUCACAGACCUGAAUCUCGAUGGAUGCCAGCAAAUCACGGAUCAGGGCGUUCGCGAUAUGCUUUCUAAUCCACCAGUUGCCAAGGUGAACGGAAUCCGGAAUCCUUCCUCUAUCAACUUGACUGUUCAGCAAGGUCCUUAUCAAAACUAUACCCUCCACUGUUUGUCGGUGACAGACUGUACAGAGUUGACGGGACAGGGGAUUCAUCACAUUUUGAUGACCUGCGCAGGCCUGAGGAGCCUUGAGGUUCAACAACCAGAGCUCCUCCCCGAGAGUCUCUUCCCUCACACACUCGAAUCCGACCAGGACCAGGAUAUUGAGAGCCCCUCGGCGCCAGCUAGUGAAUCCACUACAAUAUACCCUACCACCGAGUCUGGAAUCGAAAUCGAGGACACGAUUGGUGGCGGAUCGACCUCGUUGUCGUGGGCAUGUCGCUCAACUCUGGAACUCCUUCGGAUCAAGAACCUGAAUUUUCUCAACCCAGAGCAGACCCAAUUUCUGAAUGCGCGCCUUCGAGAGCUGUCGCAGCUGAAAGUGCUUCAUAUCGGCGGCAAUCAGUUGGAGCUGUCGGUACUGAAUGGAUUGGGCCAUCAGCUCGAGAACCUUUACAUCGAUGCUCUGGUGAGAGAGGUCGGGAUGGAGGACGUGCGAUGGCUGGUGGAUCAUACACCGAACCUGACGAGGUUGUGGUGCCGCCAGUUAAUCCGGCAUUCAGAACCAUGGAAGCUGUUGAGGAGCGCUAGGAAGCACCUCAAGCUGUGGUAGUUCUUCUCUUUCUUCCCUUUGAUCCCAUUGGCAUUUUUAAUCGACACGAGUACAUGCAUCCAUGCGUUCCUACAUUCAUUCGUUCAUAGAAUCAUUUGCAUACUUGGAUAUAUCCAUAGACAAAAUAUACAUAGACAUCUUCAGGGGUACAAUACAACAAUGCAU
Molecule: messenger RNA, 2461 nt
Organism: Gamsiella multidivaricata
Lineage: Eukaryota; Fungi; Mortierellomycota; Mortierellomycetes; Mortierellales; Mortierellaceae
Exons: 2
Coding region: 350-2296 (648 amino acids)
Biological process (GO): SCF-dependent proteasomal ubiquitin-dependent protein catabolic process
Cellular component (GO): SCF ubiquitin ligase complex
Molecular function (GO): protein binding
Source: RefSeq, a predicted model, not a curated record